GCAUCGGAAUAAUAAUCCUGCUGACGUUAAACAGCAUGUUUGUGCUCAGCUGUAUGGUGAAGGAAAAGCUUGACGUAUGACGUAACAACCUACGUAUACUAUGUAUGCAGUCUCCAUGGAAACGCCCCCCCCCCAAGUGGUUGAACGACUUUUGCCGGACUUUCUCAGUAACCACGCUGACCCGUACAUGGUUUUUCGUGUCUUUGAGGCGGUUUUCUGACCAGUGCACCCAACAACGGUUUAAAAGAUGUUGCAUGCGGGAAAAGAAAGGAUAUCAACUGUGAGGCGACGGUGCGCUCUUGACAAAACCAAGCCUCGAGCUCAGCUUCCAAGAGCCAAUGGACACGACUACUCCGGCAUGGAACACUCUUUUGAGAAUCUGGUACUGGAGGGAGGAGGAGCCAAAGGAGUUGCCUACAUCGGAGCAGCAAAGAUCCUGGAUGAGGCAGGGAUUUUGCCCAACAUCAAGCGGUUUGCUGGAACCAGCGCAGGCGCCAUCACUGCCACCUGGCUGGCAAUCGGGAUGAAAGCAGAAGACAUACUGGAGGAAGUCAGUCUGAAAAACCUGAUGGACCUCUUAGAUGCACCAGUUUCUAAAGGCUGGUUAGGAUACCUGAAGUGGAUCCCCCACAUCCCAGGCGUGCCCAGCUGGCUAACGGUGGACAGCAUCUCCAUGGCCCUGACAAUAGCUACAGAGAAAGGCGCGUGUGAAGGGGAGGAGUUUCUGGACUGGUUCGGAGACGUCUUAGAACGACACCUCGCACGUCUUUAUCCGUCAAAGAAAGGACUGGACAAGGACAUCACGUUCGAUAAGCUCUACCACGCGUUGGGAGUGGAGCUGUGCAUCGUGGCUUACAACAUGGUUUUGGGCAAUGAAAAUUAUUUUCACGUCAAAACCACGCCUAUGAUGAAAAUCAAAGAAGCAGUGCGCAUGUCCAUGUCCAUUCCAGUUGUCUUCAAGCCGUGUGAGCUUUCCAGUUUUCCCAGUACUUUCGUUGACGGUGCCAUGGCAGCUAACUAUCCUCUCUGGGCAUUUGACGGAUGGUACCUGUCCAUGAAGAAAGAAGACACCUUCCACAAGAGGCUGAAGAUGAACGAAGGACAGACGGUUCGUCGGAUGUUCCACCCCGAGUACAGGAGGGAGCGGUUCGGCACCAGGAACGACAAGACACUCGGCAUUGCGCUGUUUUCUAGCGAUGACCGUGAAAUGUACCAGGAGCGGUAUGACGAGCGGCACAGGAAGCUAGCGGAGAUGAAAUCUGAUCAUGAAUUCUUCAAGGAGACAGAAGAAGUCACAGAGCUACACAAGAGUUACAAGGAAAAGAUGGCCGAGCGCGAAAAGGCACAGAACUUGAGCAAGAAAACUUUGGAGCAACUAUUCGGCGAGGAUAUCAAAGAAAUGAUCGAGCGGGUUGAAGGAGUGAAUCCUCCUCCCAUACCUGAAAUGGAUAUGUCAGCAAGAGGAGGCUUCUCACCAAUUCCGCGACUAGAAAGACCGACAAUAAUAUCUACAGAGGAAGCAAAGAAGAUCUUUUUCGAGCUUUUCAGUGAUGAGGACAUCGCCAUCCUGGACGCACCUUCAAAGGAAAAGGCGUUUGAGCUGAUGAUGCUUGAUGAGAAUGGAAAACUGACGACAGACCGACUGUGGAAAAUCUACGAUAACGUCGGUCCCCUGCAACAGGCCAGGCGCACAUACCUCGGGCACAGGCUCGUCUCUACACCGCGCCAGUAUUUCAGCACCAUGAUCGAAUUCGUGGGAAGGCAUAGCGGCACCUCUGAGGAGGAUGUUCAUAGGUCUGUUGCCAUAGAUACGGGCUAUGUGGGCACCAUGGAUUUUGAUAUGGCAAAUGAAGACAUGGAGUUUCUCAUGAGGCAAGCAGCUUGGGCGACUAUUGCCUUUCUGGAGGAGAAGAAAGGUGCCAUGGUCUGAAGAUGUGCCGAAAAUAAUAAAUAAUUGCAGAAACAUCAACUU
Messenger RNA from Branchiostoma belcheri (Belcher's lancelet), 1972 nucleotides. RefSeq lists its product as uncharacterized. NCBI's taxonomy places the organism in Eukaryota, Metazoa, Chordata, Leptocardii, Amphioxiformes, Branchiostomatidae. Gene Ontology annotation, biological process: lipid metabolic process. The record is from RefSeq and is a predicted model, not a curated record. Bases 248 to 1930 code for a protein of 560 amino acids. The transcript is spliced from 14 exons.